Molecule: messenger RNA, 2221 nt
Organism: Prunus mume (Japanese apricot)
Lineage: Eukaryota; Viridiplantae; Streptophyta; Magnoliopsida; Rosales; Rosaceae
Product: Transmembrane amino acid transporter family protein
Biological process (GO): amino acid transmembrane transport
Cellular component (GO): membrane
Molecular function (GO): L-amino acid transmembrane transporter activity
Source: RefSeq, a predicted model, not a curated record
CAUUGGUCGCAGAAGAGAGAGAAGUUGUUGACCUCGCGAUCCAAAGAUCCAGCGCAUCUCUUAAUCGAAUCACGCCGAGAAAAUCAUCAGAAGCUCAAAUCUUUUUUGGUUUUCCCAUCAGAAUUCUAAAAACCCAUUUCCGUGUGUAAGUUUUUUCAUGCAUCUUCCUAUUCUUUUCUCAGAUCUAAAUCGUUUUUCUUUGUUCAUAUUAUAAUGGAUAGUAACUAUUCAGCUAUCCCCAAGAACUCACAUUUAGAAUUGCAAUCACGAUAUGAUUCUGAAAACCCAGCAGUUCCUCCCAAAUCCCAUGUCAAAUUGUCCUCUUUUGAUGAGGAAAGCUUUCUAGAUUCGAAGAAUUUAAAUGGGCAGGAUGGUGGUGAUGACUUUGAUGAUAAUCUUGAUUUUGAUAUUGCUAGUUAUCCCCUUAUUGUUGAGGGGUCUAAACAAGGGUCUGGAAUCUCUGGGGCCGUGUUUAAUCUCACCACUUCUAUCAUUGGGGCUGGGAUUAUGGCUUUGCCUGCUACCAUGAAAGUUCUUGGCUUGGUUUGGGGUUUUAUCUUGAUAAUUUUGAUGGGUAUUUUGUCAGAAAUUAGUGUUGAAUUGUUGGUUAGAUUUUCAGUUUCGUGUAAGGCCUCAUCGUAUGGCGAGGUUGUCCAAUGUGCUUUGGGGAGACCGGCAAGGAUCUUAUCGGAGAUUUGCAUAAUUGUCAACAAUGCAGGCGUGUUGGUGGUGUAUUUGAUAAUUAUGGGUGAUGUUAUGUCUGGUUCACUUCAUCAUAUGGGGGUUUUUGAUCAAUGGUUGGGGCAUGGGGUCUGGGAUCACAGAAUGCUUUUGAUUUUUGCUACGGUGGUGGUUUUUCUAGCACCACUUUGUGCCUUGGAUAAGAUUGAUUCCUUGAGCUUGACUUCAGCUGCAUCUGUAGCUCUUGCAGUUGUGUUUGUUGUGGUUGCUUGUGGCAUUGCGUUUAUUAAGCUUGUUGAAGGGAAAAUCGAGUCUCCGAGGAUGACACCGGAUUUCGGGUCAAAAAAGGCGAUCUUGGAUUUGCUUGUGGUGAUUCCUAUCAUGACCAAUGCUUAUGUUUGCCACUUUAAUGUUCAACCUAUAUAUAAUGAGCUUGAAGGGCCGUCUCCUCAGAAGAUGAAUCGGGUUGGAAGGAUAACAACUGUUCUUUGCGUUGUGAUCUAUUCUUUGACAGCCAUAGCAGGGUAUCUACUCUUUGGGAAAGAUACAGAAUCUGAUAUUCUGACCAACUUUGAUAGGGACCUUGGAAUCCGUUUCAGCUCAGUGCUAAAUUAUAUUGUCAGGGUUGGAUACAUUUUUCAUUUGCUUCUUGUUUUCCCCGUUGUCCAUUUUUCCUUGAGGCAAACUGUGGAUGCCUUGGUGUUUGAGGGAUCGCCUCCACUCACGGAGAGUAGGAAGAGAUGUUUCAUAUUGACACUGGUCCUGUUGGGACUUAUUUAUUUAGGAUCUACCGUGAUUCCCAACAUUUGGACGGCUUUUAAAUUUACAGGGGCAACAACAGCUGUGUCAUUGGGGUUUAUAUUUCCUUCCCUUAUCGCAUUAAAGUUAGGCCGGAAAGGGGACGGUUUGAGCCUUGUAGAGAAGACUUUAUCGUGGUUGAUGUUAAUAAUGGCAAUAGCCGUCAGCAUUGUUGGAAUAAUUGGCAAUGUUUAUAGUCUCAGAAGCAAAUCUGAAUGAUCCUUCUUGUAAAGAUUUGAGAAUGGUUGCUUCUGCCUCUUAAAAAUAUGGUGGUUUUCCGCAGAUUUUCACAGGCAAGACUACUCUUAUUUAUGUGGGUAUGGUGCUGCCUAUGUGAUUUGAACAGUUGAAGGAAAACCGGUACGAGUAGACCCUUGAUCAGGAAGUUAGAAGGUGGGAAGAUGAGUUUGGAAAGGUUGAAGGGGGUGAGGGGGUGUGCCCUUGUUCCAGUUAUAAUUCUGUUUUAUACUUCUGAGGAAUUCUGAUAGGUUGAUUCAGAAUUCAUGGAAUGUUUUGGGAGGAAAAUACUUCUAUAGUCAUUGCCACCACUUGUAGGUUAUAUUGAAAUUAAUUCAAAAGUAGUCACACAAUUGUUUCCUUGGUCCUCAAGUACUUCCCGUUUGUUCCAUUCUUUUUCCCCCACAUUAAAUACUGUUGUAAAUGUAUGAUCAGCAACAUGCUGUUUUGUAAGUGAUACUUUGUUUUUGAUCUCCAAUAAUCAAAAUUUUAUGUUUUUGGAUGA